CUACGUUCGGUCCGGGGAGAUCCGGAGAUAUAAGGAGCACCGUUGGAGAGAGCCUAACAGCGUUGAUUGGUGGGUGGAGGUUAGACACCAGAGGCUGAUGGAGCAGAGGUCGUAGGCACAAAUAGGUGGAGGCCAUGGAGGCGCAGUAGGAGCCGUGAAUUGGUGGAGCGGAAGGGGCUGGAGUGACUUGAUGAGGCAGCAGGACUUGCCGCUGGAUUCCAGGAAGCAGUUCAUACGAACAUAGUAUGUUUAUGACUGCUUGGGGGAAGUAGUCAGCGAAGUUCCAGACAUCGGUGCAUCUGAUGUUAUUGCUGAUGAUAAGCUUGGCAAAGGGAAAGCUGAAGAAUGGAAGUGAGGAGGAAUUAAAGAGGAAGAUAAUAAACUUAAGUCACUAUUAUCCAUAACUCCGUGUGGAUGUUGCAUAUUUCACAAUUCUCAUGCAUCUUUCAUAAUAAUUUGGCAAAAUAUCCAAUUUCACCCCAAAGUUUCACUACUGAACUUUCAGAUCGUCCGUUUCAAUCCCAUAAGGCCAUAACCUUCUCUUCUUCUGACUCAAAACUGUCUUGGCCCUCAUAUGGCAUGCUACGUUGUCACCCCUGGACAUCCAUUGCUGUUUCAUCACACAUGAAAUGUCUCUUCUGCCCUCGUUCUGCUCAGUUUCAAAGGGAAUGGCUACAAUAAUAUCUCAAUCCAAUCAACUAUGAGCAUCAGUUUUUACUUUUUACCUUGACGUUUUUGUUUCUUCCUUUAUCUUUACUUUCUCCUCCAAUGCUCUUGUUUUCCUUAGUUAAUUCUACUCUCACUUGUCACAUAAUCUAUCCAUAGGCAACCUUUUAUAGCUGCCAAGGGAGUGGAUUAAUCGCCGGUUGGAGAUUGCAUCAUACAUUCCUUAUAAUGGCUAGUUUGGAAACUUUAUCCCCUAGGGAUCCUAGACUUUUCCUGGGAUAGUUAAUCCAUGGACCAUGGGUAUGCUAUUUUACUUAGCCACUUAGUUCUCCACCGGGGGCUUUCCAUCCUGUUACACCUGAAGUAUCUGAAGAAGACACCUGAAGUAUCUGACGAAAGGGAAUGGCGAAGGUCUUCUCUGAAGCUUUGUGUCGGGUGCAUAACAGUGAAUGUAAUAAGGAAGAAUGUAUUCAGUAUUCAUAUCCUGGUAGUGUAUGUACAUAGUACCGGUAGUGGUGUACGUAUACAUACAGUUGGUCGUAUAACCGACCUAACAGGAGUCCAUAUAUGCUGUAAUGUCUGGAGAAGAAAAUUAUGAAAUAAACAAAAACACAAAUUACAUGUC
Zea mays is the source of this 1291-nucleotide messenger RNA. RefSeq lists its product as uncharacterized. The record is from RefSeq and is marked predicted. NCBI's taxonomy places the organism in Eukaryota, Viridiplantae, Streptophyta, Magnoliopsida, Poales, Poaceae. The coding region runs from base 956 to 1264 and encodes 102 amino acids. The transcript has 3 exons.